AUGUCUGAGCUUCAAAGUCCGAGCGAAAAAAUCGGACGGAUUGGAGUCUGUGCUCUAGAGCACAAAGCUCGCUCAAAACCCUGCAAGGCAAUCCUCAGCAACCUGCUCAGAGAUAGUGAUUUCGACAUUGUCAUGUUCAAUGACAAAAUCAUCCUAGAUGAACCAGUUGAGGCGUGGCCCAAAUGCGACUUUUUGAUUUCCUUCUUUUCAAAGGGAUUCCCUCUCCAAAAGGCUAUUGACUACGCCAAUCUGCACAAGCCGUUCCUGGUCAAUGAUCUGAUCAUGCAAAAAGUGUUGUGGGACCGUCGUUUGGUGCUCCGCCUCUUGGAAGCCGCUGAUGUUCCCACUCCACAACGACUGGUGAUUUCUCGAGACGGUGGCCCAAUUGUGGACGACGCCGUGAAAGCUAAAUUGGCUCAACAUGGUGUCAAUCUCACUCCGGAAAAAGAGCCAAAGUUCGAAAUGGUCGAUUACGACACCCUUCGUUUGGAGGACGGCCGCGCCAUCACCAAACCGUUUGUCGAAAAACCCGUAGAUGGCGAGGACCACAAUGUCUAUGUGUACUACCCGGAAAAAUCCGGUGGAGGUGGAAGACGGUUGUUCCGCAAAGUGGGCAACAAGUCUUCAGAGUACGACCCUGAUCUUGUGUCCCCACGUACUGAAGGGUCCUAUAUCUAUGAAAAGUUCAUGGACACUGAUAAUUUUGAGGAUGUCAAGGCCUACACGGUUGGAUCUGGGUAUUGCCAUGCUGAAACCCGAAAGUCUCCCGUUGUUGAUGGCAUCGUGCGCCGUAACCCUUACGGUAAAGAGCUCCGCUUUGUAACAAAGCUCAGCGACGAAGAACGACGCAUGGCUGCAAAUAUUGCAAUUGCAUUUGAACAAACCGUUUGCGGCUUUGAUCUGCUGCGUGUUCGUGACAAGUCCUAUGUUAUCGAUGUCAACGGCUUCUCGUUUGUAAAAGACAACGAAGAGUACUAUGAGAGCUGUGCGAAUAUCUUGCGAGAAAUGUUCAUUAAAGCUUCUCACGCUAAAAAGAAUCUGCCCCUGGCGACUCAGAUUCUGCUCAAUUCAAGCGACAGUAGUACUAACGAACAGAACUGGGUCUUGAAAGCUCAGAUCACUGUUAUUCGUCAUGCCGACCGGACCCCAAAACAAAAAUUCAAGUACUCUUUCAAGUCUAAGAUCUUUAUGGACUUGCUCCAGGGCCACCGGGUCGAAGUUAUCAUUCGGGACAAGAAGCAUUUGCGUCGACUUUUAGAUAUCACAAACGAAGCAAUUGCAACAAAGGCCGAAGAUCCCAAAAAAUUGGCGCAGCUCAAGCUUGCGUUAGAAAAGAAGAUGGACCUUCCUGGCACCAAGGUCCAGAUUAAACCGGGGUUCAAAGAUAAGCAGCCAGAUGCUCCUUUGGAGAAGGUGCAGUUCAUUGUAAAAUGGGGCGGCGAACCUACCCACUCUUCUCAGUACCAGUCACAAGAGCUCGGUGAACAAUGGCGAAAAGACAUGCGACUUUUGAACUCAAAGACGUUAGAAGAUACUGUAUUUUACUCCUCCUCUGAGCGACGAGCUACUGCAACCGCUCAGAUUUUCGCAAAUGCUUUGCUACAGCGUGAGGUCGACCCGAGUGAGCUGCAUGUGGUUGAAAACCUUCUGGAUGACUCUAAUGCUGCGAAAACUCUGAUGGAUGCUGUAAAGAAGCGACUUAAACUCAUGCUUCGGAAGGGCCUUAGCCCUCCCCCUCAAUUCGCAUGGCCCGAAAAAGUGCCCCAACCUUUUGUGGUUCUUUCUCGAGUCGUCGAGUUGAUGAAGUACCACCGCAUGAUUUUGAACUGGCACUUUGAGAAUGAUGAUGUAGAAUCGUUCCAAGAACGCUGGUGCUGCAAUGAAGAUCCAAUGCUUUUCCGUGAACGGUGGGAGAAGCUCUUUGCCGAGUUCACCUCCGUCGAAAAAGUUGAUCCAUCCAAGAUCAGUGAACUUUAUGACACAAUCAAGUUCGACGCCCUGCACAACCGAUCAUUCUUGGAGCACGUCUUCGAGUACCCCAGUGAUGCAAAGGUUGAUAUUUCGCUGCCUGAAGCCGAGGCUGCUAUGCCUAGCGUUAUUCCAAAUGAGGCAGAGUACAGCGGUAAAUUCAAGUUUGUUCAGGCACCAAUGACUCUGUUCGAUAGACCCGAGUAUGCGAAACUUCGCGAGCUCUAUUUGUUGUCCAAGAUCUUGUUCGACUAUAUUUGCCCGCAAGAGUACGGUAUCACAAACGAUGAGAAACUCGAUAUUGGCCUCUUGACGAGCCUACCUCUCCUCAACAAAGUUAUUGAGGACUUGGAGUACAACUGUUGUGCUGAACAGGGUCGGUCGUUCUUCUAUGUUACCAAAGAAAGCCACAUGUAUACUCUACUCGGCAUCUUGUUUGGCUCGCGACUUCCUACAAAGCUGUCAAGAACCCAGCUCCCUGAACUCGAUUACUUGGCCCAGAUUUGUUUCGAACUUUACGAGUGUGUGAUCCAAGGUGAGAAGCGGCAUCAGGUCCGUGUCACAAUUUCGCCCGGCUGCAACUCGCUUUCUCCUCUCGAUGUGCAGCUUGAUAGCAAGCACUGCAUCCAGUGCGUUCCCAAGCGCGGCUUAACGCAUUACAUGGAUUUGGAUGAACUCAUUGAACACUUUAGAGAAGUAUCGAGUCGUGUUUGUUUACCCAACAAGUUCCUCCCCGUCAAGAUCAGCAUUCAGGACCCGCAGGCCUAA
Messenger RNA from Wickerhamiella sorbophila, 2736 nucleotides. Its product is annotated as Inositol hexakisphosphate and diphosphoinositol-pentakisphosphate kinase. The coding region runs from base 1 to 2736 and encodes 911 amino acids. The record is from RefSeq and is a predicted model, not a curated record. Gene Ontology annotation, cellular component: cytosol. Gene Ontology annotation, molecular function: inositol hexakisphosphate kinase activity; metal ion binding; 5-diphosphoinositol pentakisphosphate 1-kinase activity. Gene Ontology annotation, biological process: inositol metabolic process; inositol phosphate biosynthetic process. Lineage: Eukaryota; Fungi; Ascomycota; Dipodascomycetes; Dipodascales; Trichomonascaceae. The transcript has a single exon.